AUGGUUGACCUCAACAUCGUCACCGGCGCGCUCAAGGGCUGGGGCGGGCAAGGACUUCCCUUCGGCACACUGCUGCACUCCAGCCCACCCCGACGACAACGAACAUUGACGGCGCCACUUCACGAAACGGCGCCCAGUUCCUUUUGGCAGAGAUUGCCAUCAUGGUCUACGCCAGAGCCAGAGCAGCGCACAAACCCGCAGACGCAAUGCGCCCUGCUCACCACCCUCCCCCUCGACAUCCGCCUGCUGAUCUACGACAUGGUCCUCGGCGGCAUGGCCUUCCACAUCGGCAACGACACCACCGGUCGCAUGACCUGCUACAUCUGCCAGCGCGCCGAGGGGAUCGUGCACGAUGAUGACCACCAGGCAUGUCUAGCCCCCACCAAACGGCGACCAUCUGCCUCGCCCCGCGAAGACUACACGCAAGCGACCGGCCUGCUCCCCCUCCUAGUAACCUGCCGCCAAAUCUACUCCGAAGCAAUCGAAACGCUGUACAGCGCCAACACCUUCGAAUUCUGGCAGAACCAAGCGGCCCUGCGCUUCCUGCGCAUCAUGAUUCCCCCGCAACGCCUGCGCUGCAUUCGGCGCUUCCGCUGGGCGAUGCAAUUCCCCCACCACCCCAACAUCAACGCCCGAUCGCGCACAGACUGGAGCGACCUGUUUGCCUUCUUCGCCAACGAGACGUACGGCUUGCAGCACUUGUAUCUCAAGCUGAAGAGGAAUUACCUCGUUGAGGCCAUCAUUCAGCAGACUCCCGACGAGCGGGCGGCGGGGUGGAUUGAGCCGAUGGUGUUGAUGGCUAUUGACGCGAACCGGAAGCGCAAGUGUUUGGUGGAGAUUGCGAUGAAUGGGGUCGUGCAUGUGCCGGUGGACAUUUUUGAGAAUAUUCAAAGGCGGCAUCGGGGGGCGGGGUAUCGGGAGGUGCUGGAUUGGACUUGUACGGAGAUGCAUCGACGGAUCCGAUUGUCGUUGGAUGCGCCGGGGUGA
Neohortaea acidophila is the source of this 987-nucleotide messenger RNA. RefSeq lists its product as uncharacterized. The coding region runs from base 1 to 987 and encodes 328 amino acids. The transcript has a single exon. NCBI's taxonomy places the organism in Eukaryota, Fungi, Ascomycota, Dothideomycetes, Mycosphaerellales, Teratosphaeriaceae. The record is from RefSeq and is a predicted model, not a curated record.